AUGGGAGCCAUAGACUUAAUUUUCAUGAGUGAAGGCGGCUUUUUCAGACGUUCGAGGAAAAGCGCCCCAACGAGAAAGGUUGCACCAUCGGAAACCUUUCAGAGAGAUCGUUCGAAUUUGCGCAAUCGUGGGGAUGAGGUUUUGACUGAAAGCUCAUCCUCGCGCGAUGUUUUGGAUGAUGAAGCUGGUUCUUCCCUCCAUUUGACCCCUCGUGGUCGGCGAAGAUAUCUUAUCGAUAGGCCCAUGAGGCCUCCUAGAAUGUCAACACCGGUGCAUCGGGGUCGGUCUUUGCGUACUCCUCGUAGCUCUAAAAGAAAGUACGAGGAGACUGAUAGCUCCUUGCCUGGUCAGACGCAGAGUGCUGACCAGAAAUAUCGUCAGGAGUAUGAUCCCUACCUUGAAAUUCGCAAGGCGAGAGAACGUUUGAGCCUAUAUAAGUCGAAGGGUGAUUGUGACCCCGAUGAAUUUCUUAGCAAGGAUUCUGAUAGGGACUUGCAGCGAUAUGAAGAAAAGUUGAGACGUAGAUAUUCUGAACAGGGUGAUUUCACCGGAGAUAUUGAGUUGGAGCGGCGGCAGUCGGAACUCCUGAGACGUCAGCGUGACAUCGAUGUGGGUAAAACGACUGAGAAGUAUGCGGAGUACGUGUUGAAGAUACCUAAACCAAAACGUGAGAAGCAUCAUCCUCGUACUCCCAAUAAGUUUCGUGUGGUCUCACGUCGCGCCUGGGACGGCAUGAUUAGGAAAUGGCGAAGGGAUAUACACAAUUAUGAAAACCUCAACUCCGAUGAUACUUGGCGUUCUCUCGCGUCUGAUGUAUCAAUGUCUUCGAACUCGCGUUCUUCGUCGCCAGAACAUGUUACAAGUCCGGAUGAAAGGAGAGGGGGAAAAAAGUCGUCUACCUCGAAAGGACUUCGGCAGCUAGCUGAACUUGAAACUGAUGAAGACACUUUGCAAGGAGGAAAGAAAGUGACGCAAAGUGCUUCACUAGUUGCUGGCUUAACUGAUGAGGAAACUCUAAACGAUAGUGAUAUCAAAUGGAACCUUCGCGGACGCAAAGUUCUCGUCCCGGUGCGCGAGAACACCCCAGCACCGGACGUCAUCCACUCGGGCCUGACAAAUGACUUGGCUGUCCUUAAAGUCAAACGCGAUGAUCUAAAAACGCGCCAGAACUUCCAAAAUCAGACCAACAGAAAGCCCGCGCCGAAUGUCCAGUCGGGAAAAAGAAUUCCGUCGCGGUGGACGCUGAGAACUGUUGAGUGCUGGGUCGCUUGUCUCGUGGGCCGCCACGACCGAUCGCCUACCACCGAAUGUGAUUCAUUUCAGAAGGAGGUCUUCCAGAGCGUCUGUUGGUGUCCGCGGAUGCGUGCCGGACGUGGACGUGUGUCACGAGCCGGCAUUGGAGUUCUCGCUUUCCCACACUAUCUCAUACUGAUAUCAAUAAGGGCUGAGGCUUUGGCCAACACGCUUACGGCUCUGUCAAACUGA
This is a messenger RNA of Echinococcus granulosus, 1485 nucleotides long. Its product is annotated as Histone RNA hairpin-binding protein. Gene Ontology annotation, biological process: mRNA transport; mRNA 3'-end processing by stem-loop binding and cleavage. The transcript has 10 exons. NCBI's taxonomy places the organism in Eukaryota, Metazoa, Platyhelminthes, Cestoda, Cyclophyllidea, Taeniidae. The coding region runs from base 1 to 1485 and encodes 494 amino acids. The record is from RefSeq and is a predicted model, not a curated record. Gene Ontology annotation, molecular function: mRNA binding; histone pre-mRNA stem-loop binding. Gene Ontology annotation, cellular component: cytoplasm; histone pre-mRNA 3'end processing complex.